Molecule: messenger RNA, 1915 nt
Organism: Danio rerio (zebrafish)
Lineage: Eukaryota; Metazoa; Chordata; Actinopteri; Cypriniformes; Danionidae
Gene: ctps1b
Product: CTP synthase 1b
Biological process (GO): 'de novo' CTP biosynthetic process; CTP biosynthetic process; pyrimidine nucleotide biosynthetic process
Molecular function (GO): CTP synthase activity
Source: RefSeq, marked provisional
GUUUUUAAUCUCAGGUUUUUACAUAUCGGAACGGAGCAGUUUCAGGUGUUGUUGUAUAAUGAAGUACAUACUGGUGACAGGGGGAGUGAUUUCUGGCAUUGGUAAAGGCAUCAUCGCCAGCAGUGUGGGCACUAUUCUCAAAUCAUGUGGUCUGCAUGUCACUUCCAUCAAAAUCGACCCCUACAUCAACAUUGAUGCUGGCACGUUCUCUCCGUAUGAGCAUGGUGAGGUGUUUGUGUUGGAUGAUGGCGGGGAGGUUGACUUGGAUUUAGGAAAUUAUGAACGUUUUUUGGACAUCCGGCUAACCAGAGACAACAAUCUGACGACAGGGAAGAUCUAUCAGUCUGUUAUAAACAAAGAGAGGAGAGGGGAUUACUUGGGCAAAACUGUACAAGUGGUACCACAUAUAACUGAUGCUAUACAGGAAUGGGUUAUGCGGCAGGCCAAGGUCUCAGUGGACGAUGAUGGUAUUGAACCUGAAGUCUGUGUCAUUGAGCUUGGAGGUACAGUUGGAGAUAUUGAGAGUAUGCCUUUCAUCGAAGCUUUCAGACAGUUUCAGUUCAAAGUGAAACGGGAGAACUUUUGUAACAUCCAUGUCAGUCUGGUUCCUCAGCCUAAUUCAACAGGAGAACAGAAGACCAAACCCACACAGAACAGCGUCCGAGAGCUUCGUGGACUCGGCCUGUCUCCUGAUCUGAUUGUUUGUCGUUGUUCAACUCCAUUGGACACUGCUGUAAAAGAGAAGAUCUCCAUGUUUUGCCAUGUCGAACCCGAGCAGGUGAUCUGCAUACACGACGUGUCCUCCAUCUACAGAGUACCUUUACUCCUGGAGGAUCAGGGCAUGGUUCACUACUUCUGCCGCAGGCUGGACUUGCCCAUACAGAUGAGACCACGUCAAAUGCUCAGAAAGUGGAAGGAGAUGUCAGACAGGUCUGACCGACUUCUUGAGCAAACCUCUAUUGCUUUAGUAGGCAAGUACACCAAGCUGUCAGACUCUUAUGCCUCUGUUAUUAAAGCACUGGAGCACUCUGCCCUCGCCAUCAACUAUAAGCUUGAGGUCAAGUACAUAGAUUCAGCUUAUCUGGAGCCAGCAGCAUUGCAGGAUGAGCCAGUGAAGUAUCAUGAGGCCUGGCAGAAGCUCUGCAGUGCUGAUGGUGUUCUAGUUCCUGGAGGAUUUGGCGUGCGAGGCACAGAGGGAAAAAUCCAAGCCAUCAACUGGGCGAGGAAACAGAAAAAGCCAUUUUUAGGUGUGUGCUUGGGCAUGCAGCUGGCAGUGUGUGAAUUUGCUCGUAAUGUACUUGGCUGGGAAGAUGCAAAUUCCACAGAGUUUGAUCCUGAAACAAAACAUCCAGUGGUUAUUGAAAUGCCUGAGCACAAUCCAGGGCAGAUGGGUGGAACCAUGCGGCUGGGAAAAAGACGCACCUUAUUCAAAAGCACCCCCAGCAUUCUCCGAAAGCUGUAUGGAGAUGCUGAAUACGUGGACGAAAGGCAUCGACACCGCUUUGAGGUGAAUCCAGAACUGAAGCACCACUUCGAGGAUAGAGGUUUUCGAUUUGUGGGUCAGGACCUAGAGGGGGAGCGGAUGGAGAUCAUUGAACUUGAAGAUCACACGUAUUUUGUUGGAGUGCAGUACCAUCCAGAAUUCACUUCUCGCCCGAUCAAACCCUCACCACCGUAUUUCGGCCUUCUGCUGGCAGCGUCUGGGAAACUGCAAAACUACCUCCAGAAAGGAUGCAGGCUCUCACCUCGAGACGCAUACAGUGACCGAAGCGGCACUAGUUCACCAGACUCGGAAAUCUCUGAAUUCAAAUUCCCAUCGCUUUCUUAAAAAGGAAAAACCCACCUAAUCAUAAAAACACAUGAAUGACGUUUUAUGAUAUGAAUGUAUGAAUUUAAAUAAAUGGAUAACAAUGCU